AAAUCAAGAGAUUGCCAAAAUGGACACACACACUGGUAGGAGAAUGCCGCAAGAGGUCCACCCAGCCCCGCCUUCGGUAGGAAAGCUGACCAGGGAGGGUUUGCAUGAAGCUACCAGCUCGUUGCUCAGUUGUUGCCUUCCCUGGUGGGACAGAAAUCAGAAAUCACAGGUUUUGUGGCAGUGCCAUUUCUGACAAGUACUCUCAGCCUCCAGGAACCCCACCCCACAGGUUCUUCUUGUGCAUCCAUGCUGCAGGAUGCCUGUGGGCACAAAUCCUCCAUCCCCUGACUCACCCCAGCCACCUUUGGGCACGAGAUCCCGCUUGCUCCUUUCUCUGGAGCCACACUCACCGUGCCUAUCACAUCAUCCCCUGCUCCCUCUGAGCUCUGUAUCCCGACUUUCAAUUCUGGAGGAUGUGCCAGAGGUUAGGCUGAGCUCUGAGAGAUAAAGGGAGCAUGUCUCACUCCUACAGCUGCCUGAAGGAUUUGCUAAAGCUUAAGGUGACUGACAGCAUUUUGAGCUGCACAGGGGGAUCAGUGGAGGAAUUACAGCACGUGAAAUGAUAAACGAUGCACAGUUAAACGCCCAGAUUAUUUAUUGGGUUUAAGUUUUAGCAGUGAGUUGUCUAUGUUUUUGAGGGUUAUUUUUGGAUUAAACCUUUCCUUCCUGGCAUACUCCCAAUCUUUGGAGGAACAGCUUAGCAGGACUAUUAUGCCAUUUUGCCUAAUACCCUUUCAGGCUUCUUCGUACCGGGAGCUAUAAAAGGACGGUGUGUAAUCUACCCCAGGUUACAAAACCCUUUGGGCACACUGAGAGUCACACCUACCUGACACCAGGAUCCUGACUGACCUCCGGGCUGAGGGAUGACGCUGUAGGAACAGAGAUAAACUGGGCCCUUGAUGUAUCAAGAUGAGUCUGAUGUCACAAGCAGCAAUUUCUGCAUAGAGAUUAGAUGUAUCGGCUUGCAGUUUUAGAAGACAUUCAUUCAGGGAAUUCUUGCUUUGGCUUGAGCACGUGAACCCCCUCGAGAGAGGCUCUACAGCCAGGCUGCCCUUGCCCUAAUUAAUUCUCUUGUGUAUUGGCAUUUACAAGCAAAUAAUUUGACUCUCUACACUUUAUUAAAACGCAUAUUGUAAAGUGCUUGGCUAAAAGAGGAAAUGAAAUUUUCCUUUCACACCCAAGCCCCUUCCUGGUAAUGCGAAUACCCCGGCACUACAGCAGCCAGCCCGUUGUGUGGACGAGGCAGGGUGAAACAGAGAGACUUUGCAUUGAGGGUGAUGGAGAACGGUUGUGUGGGCACAAACUCCUCCUGCUGCAGCGCUGGGGAGGAUUGGGAAUAACCUGGCCAGCUCGUUAGCUGGUGUGCAUCGGCGUGAUUUAAUUGAUUCCAGAGGAGCCACUCUUCCUGACACAGCGGGGGUGGAAAUCUUCAGCAAGGCUUGCGCCGAGGACCUAGCUAUUCACGAGCUGUCUGCUACAAAGCUUUGUUUUUUACCAUAGGCAGCUCUGAAGCUGGCUGGAAAUGAAGGGUUCGGGGGAGAGGCCAUGGGUGCAGCUAUUGCAGCUGUUGCACAGUUGGGAAGGGAGACGUACUCCACAGGAUACUUUGAUCAGGCAGCUCCAUCCUGAUCUGUGGAGAAGCAGAAACAUCAGGUUCUCCGUGAUUCCAAACCUGCAAUGUUCAAUACGAGUUGUAACAUGCGGGACAGGGCUGCUUCCCUUCAAAGGCUUUGUCGUAAAUGCCUGCAUGGGGUACAUCAGCUCCCGCUGCACGUCACGCAUGGCUGGACUCGUGUCCCACUCUCUUGCAAAACCUGCUCCAUCCCCUGCUCCGGGAAGCAGCCGGCAGUGGGCUGAUUUGAAAAAUAAGGAUGGAAUGUGCUCUGAGCUGGGGCGGCGGUGACGGCGGUUUGGAUCGAAGGGAGAGCAGCUUUACCUUCUUAAUCAUCCCAUGUUUGCUUAAUUAUCCCAAAGCAUGUCUUUCAUUCCCCUGCCCCCUCUGAGAAUGUGAGGCGGGCUUGUUUUAACUCUUAGGAAGUAUGAAAGGUGAGUUUCCCCUUAAUUCAACAUAUUUCCGAGUUGCGCACUCUCCCCCCAGAACACAGCUGCUUUGACUGCUGGUUUUUGUUUGCUUUUCUUCCAGCACUCUUGCCUUUCUUUGGCCUUUUUUUUCCAUCUUCUCCUCCUCCUCUUCUGAGUCAUCUGUUGACACAACUCAGCGUUGGCCCUAGUUGUUAUAGUGGGAGAUUGUUGCUGUGUACAGGUACAAAGAAGGACCUUUUUUUUCGUGCUAGACAUGUGAACACCGAAGCUCCCUUCGAUUCUUUUUCUUCGAAGUCAGGCAUUUAGUGUCAGGAUGUUCAGGCUGGUGUGAGGUUGCUUGCACUGAGCUAUUCCAGUGGGCACCAGCUGGAGUCGAUGGAGGUGAGGGACACGCUGUGAAUUCCUUUUUCCUGUUUUCAGCCAGCAUCUCCCUGCUCUGAAGUGAUCUUUGUUCACCCCCCAGGCUAGCCCAGGUGGAAGCUGCCAUGGCAGCUUUGAAAGGUUCCUUUAUGUGUCUGCUUGCCCAAGACAUAUCACAACAGCGUGACGCAGCGCUGCGACAGCUGGCUAUUUAUAUCCUCUGGUUGGUGUUGUGGGAAGAGGGACGUCUGUGUACCCUAUGCCGAGGCACGUAUAGCGUCCUGGAGUGACCUGAAGUUUGAUUGAUUUUUCCCCAAACGUCCUCACUCUCUUCCGUAGCCCUGUUUUGCACGCUGCAUGAAUGCAAAAUGUUUCCAGUACCAUGAAGGCAUAAAGAGCCCUGCCCUGAUGUCAGGUUGUAGUUGGUAAUGAAAAAUAGGAAAAAUAGCUGAGAACAACUCAGCUGUGGCAUGGCCAAGGCCAUUCCGUUGUGGCACUGAUUCCCAUCUCAGGUUAGUUCAGCUGCCGUCUUGUCCUGAUUCUCGGACCUGAUCGUUUUGGAUGACCUUAAUCCCUUUGACUGCAGGAAUCUGGCUGCUCCUGUGCAAGGUGAUCUCCACUCCUUGCCUCCUUCCUGCUAUCUCUUAGUGAUAAGAAGGUAUCACUGGCGAGAGACUGGGCUGAUGGGUUUAAAAAACAGCACGUCUGCCUUCUUAGGUAAAAUAGCUUUGAAUUACAAACAGCUCUUACAUGACAGAGAUAUUCUUCCCCAAAGAAAUAAGAGACUAAGGAGCUGCUGGACUGACCACUUAGCUGGUGUCAGAGGAAUUGGUGUGCUGCUCCUGUUCCCUCUGCAAGAACUCUUUGGUGCCUUCAUCUCUUCUGUGCCUGUGGCCUUUCAUGCUGAAGCAGUAACUAUGUUAAGGCAAGGCCUUUCUUAUAGUUUGUUUUACAAAACGUCAUGCAUUAGAGUUCUUCAUCAUCAUUUUAGGCCUUGUGGUGCUAGCAUAAGACAAAAGCUAACACUGCUGUCUCCGAUUUCAGAGCAGCAUUGUGCUUUGCUGUGGAUGAAUUUAAUGCCAGCAAGUGGCCUGCUGCAGCUCUGCGACCAGGUGGAGGGACCAGCAUCGACGUGUACAGCAGGAAGGGUUGUUGAACAGAUCCCUUUUACAUUACCUGUACUACGUGAAGAGGUUUGCAUCCAACCCAGCAGCCAGCUCUUCACACUUACACACAGGCAGCAAUCAAGCACGCUGCUUCACUUGAAGGACAGCUGGCUGGCUUUGUCUGCAAGGCUCAAACUUUGGGAUCUUGAGUCCAAGGUGCCCGGAGGUGCCUCUCCACCAGAACCAAGCGCCUGGCACCAGCAAGUGCUGCUCCUCUCAAAACUGGGACUUCUGGUCACAGCAGCAGGACAGAGACACGGGUCACUGCAGAGUCCAGUCAGCCAAAAGAAGAAGAAGGGAGCUCCUGAAAAGCUGGGGCUUGGCCAAAACGAGGUGCUCUGACUUGUAGCACAGUAGCCUAACAUUGUUUUGGUGCCUUUGCAAAAGAAACAGAAGGCCCUGCAGGGACAAUUGGGGUAGGGAGGGAUGCCCUCCUCAUCCUCCUGCAAGGCUUUGGGUGCAAAGCUUGCAAACAGAGGCUGUGUGGGAGCAGGAUGGGGCUGCCUGGCCCAGCACCUCCUGAGGACAACUGGCACAGGUCUCUUGGCUUCAGCACAUCCUGAAUUUUGUAGGCGUUCAACCAAAAUCCCCCAAAAUUCAGAAGCUGGAGCUGCACUUGAGUAUUUCACUUCCCUUUUUGCCACUGGUGACCCAGGGCAGGGGUUGGGGGUUAAGGAACACAGUCAGUAAAGCGAGGCAGGCUUGUUUGGCCUUGACCUCAGGGGACAGCCGUGUCACCAGCAGAGCAAAAGGCCCAGACACGGGGGUGCCACCAGCCUGGGGAGAGUGCUGGAGCCGUGCCCUUUCCCCCAGAGCAGCCACAUGCCCUGCAGCACGCCCGCAGAGGAGAAGGAGGAGGAGGAAGGAAGCCCUUCUGCGUAAGCGACUGCUCUGGGAUGUGCAAAAUAUUUGGUGACCUUUCCCCGGCCCAAUUUUUCUGUGCAGAAAGCACCGUGCCUGUGCUUUGUGCAAGCAGUAAGAAGCAGGAGGAGGAUCUAUUUUCCUUUUCGGCGCGGUGAUGCUUGGAAGCACUGAGGGUAGCGAGAUUUAGGGACAAGCAUUUACAGCAGAGUUCACUUCAAGAAUGUGCUCGAAAAAUCUGUCCCAGGUCAGCCUCAGGGUGUUGGGCUUGUCAGUGGUGGUUUGGGUAGAAAGGCAAGGCGCUGCCCACCCACAGAGAAGUUGGAGCAGAGCUCGCUGGCCUGGGGGAUGGAAGUAUCUGUAGUAGUACAUACAUGCAGCAAGAAAUAGGAUGAAAAUGCAAAUCGAUUUGAUCUAGGCUUAGUAUGGGAUCGGUCCAGGUGGCCAGUAGACCGGAUUUACCUUACCAGAUGUUGGCGUGGGGACCAGGAUGGUAAUCUCUUUCGUUAAAGUCACACCAGUAUGUUUUGAUUCCCUUCUAAAAUUGAUUUUUAGACAGCCUGAGAACCACGAUAGGUUUGCUAGUACAUGUUUUUUAUUUUUUUUUAGCCUGACUAAGGGCAUAUUUGAAGGCACGCCUUCCUUAACAAAAUAUUUAGGGAAAGGAUCUGCUUCUAAAAUCAGCAGAGGAGUUAUCUCAGGAAGCCUAGCUCUCCAAAACACGAAACGCGCCCCCUUUGCUAGCCCUCAGACAAUCGCCUUUUGUCAUUCCCCUGCCUCUAUUUGCACUGUUACUUUUUCCCUUACUGGAAUAAUGCUUUCCAGCAGCAGGCACCUGGGAGAUGCAAACACUGAAACCACUACAGCUGUUUGUCUCUAGAGUCCUUAUCAGGGCUGGGAACUUUUUUACUAAGGGGCUUUCCCAUCCAGUUUCUGUUUUCCUCCUCCUAAACCCUGUCCUGCUGUAUUCCUACUAACUACCCAUUUCCUAGGGGCAGCAAGCCUGCUUGGAUUCCCUCUCCAGUCCUCCCUCCCUCCUUGGGCAGGGUCAGCUGCAGCAGGUUGCCAAUGACCCGAUUCCAUCAGGUUUGGGGUAUCUCGGUUGCUUUUUGAUGUGGGGAGAUGUUUUAUUAAGCUGUAGCGGAAAGAUGCUGCAAAAGAAACCUUCACAAAGAACCAGAGGGUACAGCUGCUGCCCGUUGGGCCCAUGUAGGUACGUGUAGGAGGUGCAUUUCUAGCCCUCAGGCUCCUCAAUUUGUCAGGAAGAUGUUUUCCUGUAUCUCAGAAGUGAAAGAGCUACUAGCAACCACUGCAGUCUCCUACCACCUGAGCUAUUCCUGCACAAGAACCUGCUGAGGAAAGCCAGGCACAGGCUCUGGAGGAAGUGAGCUGCCAGGAAUUGAGGCUUUGGUCCCUUUCGCUCUGCAUUUUCAUUUUUUUUUUUCUCUCUUUUUGCCUCUU
Anas platyrhynchos (mallard) is the source of this 5891-nucleotide messenger RNA. Lineage: Eukaryota; Metazoa; Chordata; Aves; Anseriformes; Anatidae. The record is from RefSeq and is a predicted model, not a curated record.